AUGGCCCUAACAGAAGACGAUUACCAGCUAUCAUCGGCAGCCAUUUCGACCGCUGAAACGGAUUGCCGUGGCUGGGUGCAUGCCUGGGCCGACCCCGAAUGCUCGUGGAGAGGCUGGUCAGGUGAAUCUAGGCCUAGGGUUUACUACGACGCCAAACUCCGAUACAAAGACGGUGAUGAGUACUUUGCAGUGGAUGGCCUGGGAAGGAGAAUAACAGGACGCGUUCCAUAUGAAUGCACGAUCAAUUCAGCUUCGGGGAAAUUCCAGCGCCUCUGCGUCCAGACCAGAGACUCUUACUGCAAGCUUCCAAACAGUCCCUGGGAUCGAACAUGCAUCAGGAAUGCAGCGCCUAAACUCUUUCGGGUGGCACGAUUUGCUCUAGCGGGUAUCCCUCCGGAGCGAAGAAACAACAUCGGCUCGUGGACUGGACAAGAUUGGUUGUCUGUUGCUUGGCGUUGGGUCCCUGCAAGUCUCGGAGUUACGAUCAUUUUAUUCCUACAACGUCAAGGCCAACCGCUGGGAAAGGAACUCAAUGCUUAUCUACCAUUUCUAUACAAUGGCUAUCGAUAUCCUCGCCUGGCUAGGAAUUUCCGAGAAAACAGAGAGGACGUUCAGUCGCUGCGACCUGAUGACCCUUCAUGGCCCACUGGCAACAUUGGAAUAUACCGGGUGCUGAGGCCUCGAUACCUAUGCUAUCUCACGAAACCGGACGAGGAUGGUGUUAUGACAUGGUUCGAGGCAAGGCCUGUACCAGAUAAUGACAAUACGCCUUAUGUUUUCAUAUCCUAUACCAAAGCCCAGUUCCGUGGGGGCCAGAAUUACAACCACCUUUUCCUUUGGGCGAUCCACGCUACACAAGAGUACGCCAAGUCUAUCAACGAUGAGGAACGCCGUCCCAGGGCGUUUUGGCUCGACACCCAUUGCCUACGUAUUCUCGAAGGGGCGACCGACGAGGAGAGAAGAAGACUAGCUGAUCAAGCCAUUUACAGCAUGAGUGAUGUCAUCCGGGGAGCAGAACACACCGUCGUCCUUGCGAGACGGGCGGGCGAUGAAAUGCGCAGUUCGUCUGCCGUCUCCGACACCAAUGAAGCAUUACGCGAAUGGGGCGACAGAGUUUGGACUCUGCCAGAGGUUCUCUUGAGCAAGGGAGACACUGUCACAGUCGUCGUGGAUGGAGCACCCCCCACCAGGAUUCGGAAGCUGCAGCUGGCACAAGCCGCCUGGACGGACGUUGCCCACUCAAGACAGUUGGUGGAACAUUUCACCAACCUCCACCUGACGCGUCUGGAGCUUGUGAGCAUCGCCCUGAGAUGCUUGAAGAACAGAAAGUUAGAACUCGAGUACCAGGGAGACCGGAGCUAUGCCCUUAUGGGACUGCUUCGCGUUCGACCAGGAAUCGACAGUACCGACUCAUCAUUCCAAGCAUUCGCCAGGCUCUCCCUACCUCAAGAUAAUGAUCGGCUGAUGGAGCGUUUGAUAUGCCUUCUUCCCAAUGAUUCAUAUGAGCCUUGGGAUAAGAUGUCAGACCAGUACAAAUCAACCCUUUGGGACAUAUACCCUGAUACGCAAGUUUGUGGCAUUGGAGAGAACGACACCAUCAUCAUAGACGGUUUCAAGGGGGCCAUGAUCCAGUGGUCUAUGUUCAGCACCGUUCAAACAACCAAACGGAUGACAUGGUUCCGAUUCAUUAUAACUCUGGCCACAAUGAUUGUCCCCAUCCUGUUUUUCUUCGGGAUACCCUUGGUGGCCAUGGAACCCAAUUCCGCUUUCAUUAUCUUCUUAGUGAUUCCAUCAGUAAUUCUGCUAGCAACUCCGUUCUACGUCCCGUGUUUGUAUACUGGCAAGCUGACCGAGGCUGAGCCUUGCCUAUUCGGUGUUGAAGGCUACCUCCCACUACCUUUGAUCGAGGAAAUGCUCUUUGGCGAGAGGAUGGAUCGCAUAACUUGGAGCGCAUAUGGAUCGCCACUCUCUAGACACCGGUACCGACACGGUUAUCGAGAGCGACAUGCCCGAGACGAUGUGGAAGGAGCUGCCAAUCAACCAUUUCUGGAUUCAGCUGUCUACACUUAUCCCGUCGAAGCGCUCGAUCCUUGCUCCCCAUGUCCCCAAUGUGUCACCGGAGAGCAAGGUCGGGUUUGCACUCAUCCAACUACAACAUCAGUCGACAAAAUGUCGAGAAGUCCUUUUGGUGAAAUGAAGGUGUUCACGCUCAUUGACACCCAUUCAAUGACUGCCACACUGUUCGAAGCUUAUCGACCUCCUGUAAUGCUGAUGAUCGGGGGAUCCGAAGGUGGCAUGAAGCGGGCUCUUGCAUGUUCAUACGACGUCGCCACGGGGACUUUAUACCGCGAAACAGUCCUCCGAAUACCCUCACGUACGGUUGACUGCAUGCACUCUCUACAACGCGUCCGACUGGGGCUGAAGAAUCCCCGCACAGGACAAGAUGUUGAGGAUGUUUCGCUCGGAUCGUCAUUAAGUGGUGGGUCCCCGUAUGGCGAAGUAUCUAACGGAAGUCCGCCAUACGGCCGGUCAAUGAAUAUCCCGUGA
Messenger RNA from Rhinocladiella mackenziei CBS 650.93, 2547 nucleotides. RefSeq lists its product as uncharacterized. The transcript has 6 exons. Bases 1 to 2547 code for a protein of 848 amino acids. The record is from RefSeq and is a predicted model, not a curated record. Lineage: Eukaryota; Fungi; Ascomycota; Eurotiomycetes; Chaetothyriales; Herpotrichiellaceae.